This is a messenger RNA of Pygocentrus nattereri (red-bellied piranha), 6925 nucleotides long. It is a transcript of the gene taf1, whose product is annotated as TAF1 RNA polymerase II, TATA box binding protein (TBP)-associated factor. Gene Ontology annotation, molecular function: RNA polymerase II general transcription initiation factor activity; TBP-class protein binding; DNA binding. NCBI's taxonomy places the organism in Eukaryota, Metazoa, Chordata, Actinopteri, Characiformes, Serrasalmidae. The record is from RefSeq and is a predicted model, not a curated record. The transcript is spliced from 41 exons. Gene Ontology annotation, biological process: RNA polymerase II preinitiation complex assembly; DNA-templated transcription initiation; transcription by RNA polymerase II. The coding region runs from base 298 to 6207 and encodes 1969 amino acids. Gene Ontology annotation, cellular component: transcription factor TFIID complex.
UCAGUGGCGGUUUGUUUCCAAGCAGAAGCGGUGCUUCGGCGGGACGAUCUAUAGAGUCUAAUAAGACUUAUAUUGUCUUUAAAUCAUAUAUUGGAGCCAUUUAUCAUAACUCAGUAUCUUAAGAUAAUCCUGCGACAUUUCUGUGGCCGCAUUUCUGCAGAAAGUGACAUUUGAUGGCUCGAAACGUGGCGGUUUGCUAACGGCGGAGCGGCCGCGCUAGGAGGCGCGUUGCCCGGACACAGCGGUGAGGAGAGACCGGGGAGCUGAGGCCUAGUGCGGAGAAGCCGGAGAAACAGGAUGUCGGACUCGGACAGUGACGAGGAUCAGGAUCGGCCCUUCCACCUGACCGGCUUCCUGUUCGGAAACAUUAACGAGGAUGGACAGCUGGAAGACGACAGCGUGCUGGACACGGAGUGUAAGAAGCACCUGGCUGGUUUGGGUUCUCUGGGUUUGGGUGCUCUGAUUACGGAGAUCACAGCGACUGAGGAGGACUCGGCCAAUCAAGACAGAGAGCAGAGCGGCACAGACGCAGACGGCUGGGUGAAAAGCACUGAUGAUGCUGUGGAUUAUUCUGACAUCAGUGAAGUUGCUGAAGAUGAAACUCGCAAAUACAGACAGGCGAUGGGGAACCUCCAGCCGUCACAGAGAACAGAUGAUGAGGAUGAUUAUGACGCUGACUCUGAGGACAUUGAUGCUAAGCUCAUGCCUCCUCCGCCACCCCCUACCCAACCAGUCACGGCAAAAAAAGAAGACCUGCCUACCCAGAGCAGCAAUGUGAGUGAUGAAGGUGAUGGUAUAAUUCUUCCCUCCAUCAUCGCUCCCUCUUCCGCGGGUGAAAAGGUGGAGUUUAGCAGCUCGUCUGACAGCGAGAGCGAGAGUGAUAGGCCGACGACCGGUGCUGGGGCGGGGCCUCAGAGUGGAGUGCUGACGCUACCACUCGCUGGCAUCAUGCAGAGAGAUGCCGCUAAAGCGUUGCCUGGGGUUACCGAACUGUUCCCCGUGUUCCGACCGGGCAAGGUUCUGCGGUUCUUGCGCCUGUUUGGACCGGGGAAGAACAUGCCGUCCGUCUGGCGCAGUGCCAGGAGGAAGAGGAAGAAGAAGCACAGAGACGCUCAUUCGGACACACCCAUUGCAGACGGGGAAUCGCAAGCUUUGGAGGGCGGUACCAAUAAGAAAUCAGGGUGGGAAUAUGAAUAUGCCCCGCCUCCACCGCCAGAGCAGUGUCUUUCAGAUGAUGAGAUCACUAUGAUGGCUCCAGUGGAGAGUAAGUCUAUGCAGGUGGUCUGUGAGGGGGAUAAGGUCACAGACCUGCGACCGAAGGUGGCAGAGUGGCGUUACGGUCCUGCUCAGCUCUGGUACGACAUGCUGGACGUUCCGGAGGAUGGAUCAGGAUUUCACUACGGCUUCAAACUUCGAGAGGAAACACCGCAGCAGGAUGAGAAGCCUGCCGACACACCAGCUCCUGCACAGACCCAGCAAGAGGAGCUGGACUCACACCACCACCUUCAGAAGGAAGAAGAGGAGACAGCGGAGGAGGAGGAGGAGGAAGAGAAGAAGGCUGACGGAGCCCAGCUGGAGGACGAGAUGUUUUUGAUGGUCACUCAGCUGCAGUGGGAGGAAGAUAUCAUCUGGAACGGAGAGGACGUGAAGCACAAGGGCACUAAGACCCAGAGAGCCAGCCUGGCAGGGUGGCUGCCCUCCAGCAUGACCCGCAACGCUAAUGCUUAUAACGCACAACAAGGUCUGAACCGCAGCAAUUCACAGCUGGUGCCCCCGACUCCAACCCCCAUUGCCAAAACUCCAUCUAUAACCGGAUCCAAGCGAGACAAACACAGUCACGACCACCUCAUUUGUCAUGAGGACGACAAUCCGUGGUAUUCCAUAUUCCCUAUCGAUAAUGAGGAGCUGGUGUACGGACGCUGGGAGGAUAACAUCAUCUGGGACGAUCAGAACAUGAACUACCUCCUCUCUCCGCCCGUACUGACCCUCAACCCCAACGAUGAGAACAUCAUACUGGAGAUUCCUGAUGAGAAGGAAGAGAGGACGUCUCACUCUCCGUCUAAAGAAAAUAAGAAGGAAUCUGCACUGAAAAAGAGCCGAAUUUUGCUGGGAAAAACCGGAGUCAUUAAAGAGGAACCACAGCAGAACAUGUCUCAGCCGGAGGUCAAGGACCCAUGGAACCUCUCCAAUGAUGAGUUCUACUACCCCAAACAGCAGGGGCUUAGGGGCACUUUCGGGGGCAACAUCAUCCAGCACUCUAUCCCUGCGGUGGAGUUGAGGCAGCCGUUCUUUCCCACCCACAUGGGUCCAAUGAAGUUGCGUCAGUUCCAUCGGCCCACGCUGAAAAAAUACUCGUUCGGCGCUCUGUCCCAGCCGGGCCCGCAUUCGGUUCAGCCUCUGCUCAAACACAUCAAGAAGAAGGCCAAGAUGCGAGAGCAGGAGCGACAGGCCUCUGGCGGUGGUGAUAUGUUCUUCAUGCGUACGGCUCAGGAUCUAACGGGUAAAGAUGGAGAUUUGAUCCUGGCUGAGUAUAGCGAGGAAUAUCCUCCUCUGAUGAUGCAGGUCGGCAUGGCAACCAAGAUCAAGAACUACUACAAAAGAAAGCCGGGUAAAGAUCCAGGUGCUCCAGACUGCAAGUAUGGAGAAACGGUGUACUGCCAUACCUCACCUUUCCUGGGCUCACUCCACCCCGGACAGCUCCUGCAGGCCUUCGAGAAUAACCUGUUCCGAACUCCGAUCUACCUGCACAAGAUGCCGGAGACAGAUUUCCUGAUCAUCCGCACCAGGCAGGGCUACUUUAUUCGGGAGGUCUUAGACAUAUUUGUGGUUGGGCAGGAGUGCCCGCUGUACGAGGUGCCAGGACCCAACUCCAAACGCGCCAACACACACAUCCGAGACUUCCUACAGGUGUUUAUAUACAGACUGUUCUGGAAGAGUAAGGAUCGACCGAGACGUAUCCGGAUGGAGGAUAUAAAGAAAGCUUUUCCGUCUCACUCGGAGAGCAGCAUCCGCAAGCGCCUCAAACUCUGCGCAGACUUUAAACGCACAGGUAUGGACUCUAACUGGUGGGUCUUAAAGCCUGAUUUCAGGUUGCCCACAGAGGAGGAGAUCCGAGCUGUAGUUUCUCCUGAGCAGUGCUGCGCUUAUUACAGCAUGUUGGUGGCAGAACAGCGACUGAAGGAUGCUGGUUAUGGUGAGAAGUCUUUCUUCGCUCCAGAGGAAGAAAAUGAGGAGGAGUUCCAGAUGAAGAUUGAUGAUGAGGUGCGUACGGCUCCGUGGAACACCACUCGUGCUUUUAUCGCCGCGAUGAAGGGGAAAUGCCUGCUGGAGGUCACGGGGGUCGCGGACCCCACCGGCUGCGGAGAGGGCUUCAGUUACGUUAAAGUGCCAAACAAACCCACUCAGCAGAAGGAUGAACGUGAGCCUCAGCCUGUGAAGAAGACAGUAACAGGGACGGAUGCCGAUCUCAGACGCUUGUCACUCAAAAAUGCCAAACAGCUCCUGCGCAAGUUUGGAGUUCCAGAAGAAGAGAUUAAGAAACUGUCUCGCUGGGAGGUGAUAGAUGUGGUGAGGACGAUGUCCACUGAACAGGCUCGUUCAGGUGAAGGCCCGAUGAGUAAAUUCGCCCGCGGCUCACGAUUCUCUGUCGCGGAACACCAGGAGAGAUAUAAGGAGGAGUGCCAGAGGAUAUUCGACCUGCAGAACAAGGUGCUGGAGUCUACUGAGGUGUUAUCGACAGACACAGACAGCAGUUCUGCUGAGGACAGUGAUUUUGAGGAGAUGGGGAAGAACAUAGAGAACAUGCUGCAAAACAAAAAGACGAGUUCCCAGCUGAGCCGGGAGAGAGAGGAGGAGGAGCGAAAGGAGCUUCAGCGCAUGCUUCUGGGGGAGGAUGGGUCAGACCGGGACAAGAGCCGCAAGGAGAGACGAAAAGCAUUCUCAAGCGCUCAGUCCACCAGCUCUCACAAAGACGACGAUGCCUCCUCGGUUACGAGUCUGAACUCCUCAGCGACGGGGCGGAGGCUGAAGAUCUACAGGACCUUUCGGGACGAGGAUGGUAAAGAAUACGUCCGGUGUGAAACGGUCCGUAAACCGACUGUCAUUGACGCUUACUUGCGCAUCCGCACCACCAAAGACGACGAGUUCAUUCGUAAGUUUGCUCUCUUUGAUGAGCAGCACAGGGAGGAGAUGAGGAAAGAGCGCCGGAGGAUCCAGGAGCAGCUCCGCAGACUCAAACGCAACCAGGAGAAGGACAAGUUCCGCUGUCCGCCAGAAAAACGCCCCAAAAAGGCUAAAGAGAGACCCGAUCUGAAGCUGAAAUGUGGAGCAUGUGGAGCGAUCGGUCACAUGAGGACGAAUAAGUUCUGCCCGCUGUACUAUCAGACUAACGCUCCGCCCUCUAACCCUGUCGCCAUGACAGAGGAGCAGGAGGAGGAGCUGGAGAAGACCGUUAUUCAUAAUGAUAAUGAGGAACUCAUCAAAGUGGAGGGAACCAAAAUCGUACUAGGAAAACAGCUCAUAGAGAGUGCGGACGAGGUGAGGAGGAAAUCUUUGGUGCUGAAGUUCCCCAAACAGCAGCUUCCACAAAAGAAGAAGAGACGUGUCGGCAGCACUAUACACUGCGACUACCUGAAUCGUCCCCAUAAGUCGAUCCACCGCAGGAGGACGGAUCCCAUGGUCACUUUGUCCUCUGUACUGGAGAGCAUCAUUAACGACAUGAGAGAUCUAUCAAACACAUAUCCGUUCCACACCCCGGUGAACGGAAAAGUGGUGAAGGAUUAUUAUAAGAUCAUCACACGGCCGAUGGAUCUGCAGACGCUCCGGGAAAACGUCCGGAAACGGCUCUAUCCCUCCAGAGAGGAGUUCAGAGAGAGCGUGGAGCUGAUCGUCAAAAACAGCUCGACUUACAACGGAGUGAAGCAUCCUCUGACGCAGGUGGCUCAGGCCAUGCUGGACCUGUGUGACGAAAAACUCAAGGAGAAGGAGGAGCGUCUGGUGCGUCUGGAGAAGGCCAUUAAUCCUCUGCUGGACGAUGAUGACCAGGUGGCGUUUUCCUUCAUCCUCGACAACAUCGUAACACAGAAGAUGAUGGCUGUCCCUGACUCAUGGCCGUUCCAUCAUCCCGUGAAUAAGAAGUUUGUUCCCGAUUAUUAUAAAGUCAUCGCUAACCCCAUGGACCUGGAGAACCUGCGCAAGAACAUCAGUAAACACAAGUAUCAGAACCGUGAGAUCUUCCUGGCAGACGUCAGUCUGAUCCACGCCAACAGCGUCAAAUACAACGGUCCUGACAGUCAGUACACCAAAACCGCGCUGGAGAUCGUGAAUGUCUGUAAGCAGACCUUAGAAGAGUAUGAUGAACAUCUGACUCAGUUGGAGAAGGACAUCUCUACGGCUAAAGAAGCUGCUCUGGACGCUGCUGACCUUGAGAGUCUGGAUCCGUUGACCCCUGGACCAUACACACCUCAGGGUGAUGCUAGCCUGUUAGCCGAGGCUACGCUAGUUCCUCCCGUCCCUCAGAAACGAGGGGGGCAGAGUCGUGGGCGUGGCCGAAUGGGGGAGGAGGAGUCUGAUGUUGAUAUUGAAGGAUUUGAAGAAGACGAUGACGGCAAACCCAAAACACCUGCUCCGGCUGAGGAAGGUGACCUCGAUGAUGAUGAUGAUGAGAUGCUGCUACCACCACGGCGAAGGAUAGAUGAGGAUGAUGAGGAGUAUGAUGAAGGCUCAAGCAGACCAGCGCAGGCCAGUGUCCUCUAUCAGGACCUGCUGAUGUCGGAUGGAGAAGAUGAAGGCAGCGACGAGGAGGGAGAUAACCCGUUCUCCUCGAUCCACCUUUCAGAGAGUGGGAGUGACAGCGAGCGGGAGGUGGGGCAUCAGGAGACCGCCCGCAUGGGAAUGGAACAGGAAGAGAGCAUGAUGUCAUACGAGGGGGAGGGGCCAGACGAGGAUACACACAUGGAGGACAGCAAUGUCAGUUACGGCAGCUAUGAUGAAGCAGACAGUCAGCGUCAGGGGCGGAGCUCCAGCCCAGGCGGAGGGGUGGGAGUGUACGGAGUGAGCGAAGAAGAGGAGGACGAAGAGGAGGACGAAGGAGAAGAGCGACGGAGGGGCCCAAGUGUUCUCAAUCAGGUUCAGCUCAGCGAGGACGAGGAGGACAGCGAAGAGUUCAGAUCCAUCGGAGGAGACAGUGACAUGGACUCGGAUAAUUAACCACAACAUAAUAACACGGCAGUUUGGCUGCAGCGUCACUCGUUCUGCUGUGUUUGAACUUACGCUGAUCACAGAUCUGUACAUAUUCUACACUGUGUAGUGCAUCGUGCAACACGAGUGAUGAUUCCUCAUUUGAUGUGGACAUACAAACGUAAACGAUUUAGUUUGUGUUUUUAUAAUUCUGUUAUUUUUUUAUGUGAGCCAGUGAAGUCUGUGAUGUCAGGAGAGUGACUGGAAAUUAAAGUUUGUGUUCCAGAGCGUCGCAUUCUGAUAAUAUGUGAAAUAAAUGUUCAAGCCUGGUUUCACAGUCAAACAGUGUGAGGGACAUCACUACAGGCUACCAAGGCUGGACUACUUUGGUAAUUAGGUUGCAAUAAAUGUAUAAAAUUAUUCUGACAUGCUUUCAGAUACUAAUCCUAAAUACGAAAGAACUGUUAAAUGGGAUGAAGUUCUAACAAAAUUAUCAUCCAGAAUGAAUUUUUUAUCAAAUUUACAUCAAAAAAGAUGAUCAAAUGAAUGUUUAAAAUGAAUUUCUAUUGAAAUUUACGUCAAGAAUGAUUGAUCUAUUAAAAUUAAUAUCCUAAAUGAUGUCUGAUUAAAAAUAACAUUCAGAACGAUUUUCUGAUAAAAUUACCCUCUGGAGUCAAAUUCUAAUCCAGUUGUUGUGAAUGAAGUUAUAAUAAAAUUAACGUCCAGAAUAAAGAUCUAAUCAAAUUAA